Messenger RNA from Diatraea saccharalis (sugarcane borer), 1263 nucleotides. The record is from the annotation of a GenBank genome assembly. Lineage: Eukaryota; Metazoa; Arthropoda; Insecta; Lepidoptera; Crambidae.
UCAAUGAUUAUACCAUUAUUGAAACGAAAGGACUUUGUACACACUACUUACUCUUCAUUUCUAAUUUCAAACAGUUGAAUAUUUUUUAAAGUGACCCGUGACCCUAUUAUACACUGUAGUCUUUGCCCGUGACUCCAUUGAUAGAUUAAGAGGACCAAACAGUCCAAAAGUUCAACAAAGUUUAAACAUUGCACGUGUUAAAUAGAUACAAAAACUGCGCAAUUCCAUAAUUCAACAGUUAAAGAUGACCAUACCCCAAAAACUAAAUAUCACUUCUCUAAGUAAUCUGCAUAUUAACAAAAGUAACAUAGACUCUCAGAUAACCACUAUUCUGAGGAACAAUCCAGUUUAUACAAAAGAUUAUUUCGAUGCUUGGUUGCUCAGAGCUGUGUCUGUGAUUGAUUUAACAACUCUAUCGGGUGAUGAUACUAAGUCAAAUGUUACUAGACUAUGUAUGCAGGCUGCUCAUCCUGUAUCUACAAGACUGAGACAAAGCUUAGUAAAAUUACUUGAUGGUAAGGUAUUGAGAACAGCUGCAGUUUGUGUAUAUCCAAGUCGAGUCAAGGAUGCUCAUGAGACAAUUACAAGAAUGGGACUCACUGAUGUGCUCCAGAUAGCAGCAGUUGCAACAGGAUUUCCUUCUGGGCUGUAUCCUUUGAAAACAAGAUUAGACGAGAUAGCAUUGACAGUGGCAGAAGGUGCAACUGAAAUAGAUGUUGUGAUUGAUCGCAGUCUAGUGUUGACUGGCCAGUGGGAUGUGUUGUAUAAGGAAGUUGAAGAAAUGAAGAAAGCUUGUGGUCAUGCUCACAUGAAAGUUAUUCUUGGUGUUGGUGAAUUGGGAACAUAUGAAAACGUGUAUAAAGCAUCGAUGGUAUCCAUGUAUGCUGGUGCUGAUUUCAUUAAAACUUCAACAGGGAAAGAGGCAGUAAAUGCUACUCUGCCAGUUGGUUUGGUAAUGUGCAGAGCUAUACGUCAGUUCUACCAGGAUACUGGAAAAAAGGUUGGCCUGAAACCUGCUGGUGGCAUAAAGACCGCGAGAGAUGCUGUCAAUUGGCUUGUUUUGGUGCGAAAUGAGCUAGGCCCAGAAUGGCUAUCGCCUGAACUCUUUAGAAUAGGAGCUUCUAGUUUGUUGGAUGUUAUCAUGAAGGAAUUGACUGUAUAGUAAUUAUUAAAAAUAUAUUCCUAACAGUAGUUGAGAGCAGUAAGCACUCUGAUUUUGCACACAAAAUCAAAUUUGUCAUGGUGCAACAUUACGCGUAACAG